UAUAAAUGAGUUAUUGAUCUUCACCACCAGUCUUCUAAAGGCUGGUCGUCCUGCAUAGUAGUAGCAUCUGUAAAAAAAAUAUUUAUAACAUAUUUAAAAGGAAGAUUCUACUAUAUUUCAACACAACAGAAUUGAAAUGAAGAUCAUCGAAACGGGACCAGACCCUUCCGAUGUUUAUCGUCCAGAACAGGAGAAGAAAACUGGAUUCAGAAAUUUUGAGAGUGGAGACCUUCUGGACCGGGUGUGCAAUGUUUAUAAAAAGAUGCACACUUACCAGACAUACGAGUUUGUGAAGCAAAAGCAAAGAGAAUGGUCAAACUGCAAUCACGCUCACAUGACAGUAAUGGAGAGCUUGGAUGCUCUCGACCAGCUGGUUGACCAAUCUGACCCUGAUGUUGAUUUUCCAAACUCCUAUCAUGCUUAUCAAACGGCAGAGGGGAUCCGCAGAGCACAUCCAGACAAAGAUUGGUUCCAACUGGUUGGACUCCUGCAUGACAUUGGGAAAAUUUUGGCUCUCUGGGGAGAACCUCAGUGGUCUGUCGUUGGAGAUACCUUCCCAGUUGGCUGCAAAUUCCAAAACUCCAUUGUGUUCAGAGAUUCAAGCUUCAGCGAAAAUGUUGAUGACAAAGAUCCACGCUACAACACUCUGCAUGGUGUGUACAAACCAAACUGUGGAUUAGAAAAUGUUCUGAUGUCCUGGGGUCAUGAUGAAUACAUGUACCAAGUAAUGACCUUCAAUAAAUGCCCUUUGCCUGAAGAGGGUCUGUGUAUGAUUCGCUUCCACUCCUUUUACCCCUGGCAUACCCAUGGAGAUUACAUGCAUCUUUGCAAUGAAAAGGAUCAGAAGAUGCUACCUUGGGUGAAAGAGUUCAACCAAUUUGACCUUUAUACAAAGAGUACUGAUCUGCCAGAUGUCAAGAGCCUCAAGCCAUACUAUCAGUCACUCAUUAAUAAGUAUUGCCCUGGAAAACUGCACUGGUGAGAAGAAAUUCUGUCUCUAAGGUGGAAAGCGCCAACACUCUACUGAAGAUGGCAAUGCAUAAUGAUAAAGACAACUGUUCAAGUAAACAUCCUAUAUUCAUGGUGGAAUAUACUGUAAAUCUUCCAAAAGAAGAAAAUCCCUGCUUUAUUAUUGAAUAAAGAAAUCACAAAAUUGUUUUCCUUAUUAUCACCUUUUGUCUUGAAAUGUUAAAUUACACAUAUACACAAACAAAGAACAUGAUGUGCUAA
This is a messenger RNA of Erpetoichthys calabaricus (reedfish), 1230 nucleotides long. RefSeq names its product myo-inositol oxygenase (gene miox). Gene Ontology annotation, biological process: inositol catabolic process. The coding region runs from base 137 to 982 and encodes 281 amino acids. Gene Ontology annotation, molecular function: inositol oxygenase activity; iron ion binding. The record is from RefSeq and is a predicted model, not a curated record. Gene Ontology annotation, cellular component: cytoplasm. The transcript is spliced from 10 exons. Lineage: Eukaryota; Metazoa; Chordata; Cladistia; Polypteriformes; Polypteridae.